This is a messenger RNA of Lepus europaeus (European hare), 6389 nucleotides long. It is a transcript of the gene ATP11C, whose product is annotated as ATPase phospholipid transporting 11C. Gene Ontology annotation, cellular component: endoplasmic reticulum; plasma membrane; recycling endosome. Bases 327 to 3716 code for a protein of 1129 amino acids. The record is from RefSeq and is a predicted model, not a curated record. Gene Ontology annotation, biological process: phospholipid translocation. The transcript is spliced from 31 exons. Gene Ontology annotation, molecular function: ATP binding; ATPase-coupled intramembrane lipid carrier activity; magnesium ion binding. NCBI's taxonomy places the organism in Eukaryota, Metazoa, Chordata, Mammalia, Lagomorpha, Leporidae.
GCUUUCGUAACUACUCCCCCCACGCCCGCCCCGCCCCGCCCCACCCCGCCCUCGCUGGGGUCUCCACGGCGUUCUGCCGGUCCCUACUCCAUGCUCUGAGCUCGGCUCCUCCUCUCAGCCGGGAAGCUGAGAGCCCGGCCUUUUCGCGGGCUCAGGGCGGGCGGGCUUCCCUGAGGCUCCCCAGCCCGAGUGCCGGACGAGCGCGGGCUGAGGAGCUGCGAGUGAAGCGGCGCAGCGGACGAGUUAGGGGCCGGUGUGUUUUGUGGACGGCGCCUUCCCAGAUAGCCCAGGAGAGCCCAGCCCAGCGCCGGACAGCUUUCGACGCUAUGUUCCGCCGGACCUUCAGUCGUUUUUGUGCUGGAGAAGAGAAACGAGUUGGUACACGCACAGUGUUUGUUGGCAAUCAUCCAAUUUCAGAAACCGAAGCUUACAUUGCACAAAGAUUUUGCGAUAAUAGAAUAGUCUCAUCUAAGUAUACACUUUGGAAUUUUCUCCCAAAGAAUCUAUUUGAACAGUUUAGAAGAAUUGCAAAUUUUUAUUUUCUCAUCAUUUUCCUCGUACAGGUCACAGUAGACACACCAACUAGCCCAGUUACCAGUGGACUUCCACUUUUCUUUGUUAUAACUGUUACAGCCAUCAAACAGGGAUAUGAGGAUUGGUUGAGACACAGAGCUGACAAUGAAGUCAACAAAAGCACUGUUUAUAUUAUUGAAAAUGCAAAACGAGUGAGAAAAGAAAGUGAAAAAAUAAAGGUUGGUGAUGUAGUAGAAGUACAGGCAGAUGAAACUUUUCCCUGUGAUCUUAUUCUUUUAUCAUCCUGCACCACUGAUGGAACCUGUUAUGUCACAACAGCCAGCCUUGAUGGGGAAUCCAAUUGCAAGACACAUUAUGCAGUACGGGAUACCAUAACACUGUGUACAGCUGAAUCCAUUGAUACCCUCCGAGCAGCAAUUGAAUGUGAACAGCCUCAACCUGACCUCUACAAAUUUGUUGGACGAAUCAAUAUCUAUAGUAACAGUCUUGAGGCUGUUGCGAGGUCUUUGGGCCCUGAAAAUCUGUUGCUGAAAGGAGCUACACUAAAAAAUACCAAGAAGAUAUAUGGAGUUGCUGUUUACACUGGGAUGGAAACGAAAAUGGCUUUGAACUACCAAGGGAAAUCUCAAAAACGGUCUGCUGUCGAAAAGUCCAUUAAUGCCUUCCUGAUUGUGUAUUUAUUUAUCUUACUUACCAAAGCUGCAGUAUGCACUACUCUAAAGUAUGUUUGGCAAAGUACUCCACACAAUGAUGAACCAUGGUAUAACCAAAAAACUCAGAAAGAGCGAGAGACUUUAAAGGUUUUGAAAAUGUUCACUGACUUCUUAUCAUUUAUGGUUCUGUUCAACUUUAUCAUUCCUGUCUCCAUGUAUGUCACGGUAGAAAUGCAGAAAUUCUUGGGCUCCUUCUUCAUCUCAUGGGAUAAGGACUUUUAUGAUGAAGAAAUUAAUGAAGGAGCCCUGGUUAAUACAUCAGACCUUAAUGAAGAACUUGGUCAGGUGGAUUAUGUAUUUACAGAUAAAACUGGAACACUCACUGAAAACACCAUGGAAUUCAUUGAGUGCUGCAUAGAUGGACACAAGUAUAAAAGUGUAACUCAGGAAGUUGAUGGAUUGUCUCAAACUGAUGGACCUUUAACAUAUUUUGACAAAGCAGAUAAGAAUCGAGAAGAGCUAUUUCUGCGUGCCUUGUGUUUGUGUCAUACUGUAGAAAUUAAAACAAAUGAUGCUGUUGAUGGAGUUACAGAGUCAGCUGAAUUAACCUAUAUUUCCUCUUCACCAGAUGAAAUAGCUUUAGUGAAAGGAGCUAAAAGGUACGGGUUCACAUAUUUAGGAAAUCGGAAUGGACUUAUGAGAGUAGAGAACCAAAGAAAAGAAAUAGAAGAGUAUGAACUUCUUCACACCUUAAACUUUGAUUCUGUUCGCCGACGAAUGAGUGUAAUUGUAAAGACUCAACGAGGAGAUAUACUUCUUUUUUGCAAAGGAGCAGAUUCAGCUAUUUUUCCCAGGGUGCAAAAUCAUGAAAUUGAGUUAACCAAAGCUCAUGUGGAACGUAAUGCAAUGGAUGGAUAUCGGACACUCUGUGUAGCCUUCAAAGAAAUUGCUCCAGAUGAUUAUGAAAGGAUUAACAGACAGCUCUUAGAGGCAAAAAUGGCCUUACAAGACAGAGAAGAAAAAAUGGAAAAGGUUUUUGAUGAUAUUGAGACGAACAUGAAUUUAAUUGGAGCCACUGCAGUGGAAGACAAGCUUCAAGAUCAAGCUGCCGAGACCAUUGAAGCUCUGCAUGCAGCAGGCCUGAAAGUCUGGGUGCUCACUGGAGACAAGAUGGAGACAGCAAAAUCCACAUGCUAUGCCUGCCGCCUUUUUCAAACCAGUACUGAGCUCUUGGAACUAACCACAAAAACCAUUGAAGAAAGUGAAAGGAAGGAAGAUCGAUUACAUGAAUUGUUGAUAGAAUAUCGUAAGAAGUUGCUACAUGAAUUUCCUAAAAGUACUAGAAGCCUUAAAAAAGCAUGGACAGAACAUCAGGAAUAUGGAUUAAUUAUUGAUGGCUCCACAUUGUCACUUAUCCUAAAUUCUAGUCAAGAUUCUGGCUCAAACAAUUAUAAAAGCAUUUUUCUACAAAUUUGCAUGAAGUGCACCGCGGUGCUAUGCUGCCGGAUGGCACCAUUACAAAAAGCCCAGAUUGUCAGAAUGGUGAAGAAUUUAAAAGGCAGUCCAAUAACACUGUCAAUAGGUGAUGGUGCCAAUGAUGUUAGUAUGAUCUUGGAAUCCCAUGUGGGAAUAGGUAUUAAAGGUAAAGAAGGUCGCCAAGCAGCCAGGAAUAGUGAUUAUUCUGUUCCAAAGUUUAAACAUUUAAAGAAACUGCUGUUGGCUCAUGGACAUCUAUAUUAUGUGAGAAUAGCACACCUUGUACAGUAUUUCUUCUAUAAGAACCUUUGUUUCAUUUUACCACAGUUUUUAUACCAGUUCUUCUGUGGAUUCUCACAACAGCCCCUGUAUGAUGCUGCUUAUCUUACAAUGUACAAUAUCUGCUUCACUUCCCUGCCCAUUCUGGCUUACAGUUUACUGGAACAGCACAUCAACAUUGACACACUGACCUCAGACCCCCGGUUGUAUAUGAAAAUUACUGGUAAUGCCAUGCUACAGUUGGGCCCCUUCUUAUAUUGGACAUUUCUGGCUGCCUUUGAAGGGACAGUGUUCUUCUUUGGGACUUACUUUCUUUUUCAGACUGCGUCCCUGGAAGAAAAUGGAAAGGUGUAUGGAAACUGGACUUUUGGAACCAUUGUUUUUACAGUCUUAGUAUUCACUGUAACCCUGAAGCUUGCCUUGGAUACUCGAUUCUGGACAUGGAUAAAUCACUUUGUGAUUUGGGGUUCUUUAGCCUUUUAUGUAUUUUUCUCAUUCUUCUGGGGAGGAAUUAUUUGGCCUUUUCUCAAACAACAGAGAAUGUAUUUCGUAUUUGCUCAAAUGCUGUCUUCUGUAUCCACAUGGUUGGCCAUAAUUCUUCUAAUAUUUAUCAGCCUUUUCCCUGAGAUUCUCCUGAUAGUAUUAAAGAAUGUAAAAAGAAGAACUGCUAGGAGAAAUCUGAGCUGUAGAAGGGCAUCUGACUCAUUAUCCGCCAGACCUUCAGUCAGACCUCUUCUUUUACGAACAUUCUCAGACGAAUCUAAUAUAUUGUAACAGAAUCCGAAUCUUGAGCUGCCUAUGUUAUUGUCCUACAAGCAUAUUGACAGUGGUUACAGCUAAAAGAGAAAGCGUGAAGAAACAACUACAAAAAGUUAUCAUCUCAGGAUACUCCAUAUGCAACAAACUAAACCACUCUCUUAUGUCUAGGGUUAAGAUUAAAUAUCCAUUAAAAUACCAAAUGACUCUCUUAAGCAUUUACCGUUAUUGUAAGUAUCCCUUAUGACCAGAGCUAUAAGUUAAGAAUUACAUGAAAGUUGAAAGCAAGACUACUUAGAUUUCUGCCUUUAGAUAGAAUAAUAUAACUACCAAAUGGGUGCUCUUUUAACCCAUUGACUUUGUGAAUGGAUUUAAGUACAAUAGUAUAAAGUAGAAGUCAUGUAACGGGAAUGAAUAGAUUUUGCUAAUACAGUAUUACUUUUUUUGCCUGGCAGAAAACAUAGUCUGUUUGGAUCACAUUUCUUGUUCCUGCUGAAUGAUCAUCUUAAAUUAUUGUUUUUUCAAACAUACAAAGGAAUACUUGAAAAUAAAGAACUAAAUGGUAUUGAUGCAUCAGAUAGAAUAGUUAGUUCAUCUUUUCUGUUAACCCACAUGCUAAUUGUAUCUUGGCAUAACAUGCUUGCCAAAAAAUACCUUGAACACGUUUGUGAAAGUGUUAACUCUGGAUAUUAUUGUGGGAACAGAAAAAAUGGUUUAUUUUGUUUUUUCCCUCUGAAUUAAACUCCACUUAUGGAUGUAAGGCCUCUAGACUUGAAAAUAAAGCAUACGACAUUUCAAUUACUUAAUAGCCCCUGAAAAUAAGAUAUAAGCAGAUUUUUCCAAUGUCAGUUUUACAGGAAUCUGAAGUAAGGUGGGCAAAACCAUAGUUAUGCAAAAAUAAAGGUCAUUCUGAACAUUAGCCUUUUAUAAUUUUAUAUGGAGAAGAAAGAAAUAUAGCUGAUUUAAACUAUUAACAGUUUUUAUUUUAAAGAGGUUGCAUUGAUGCAUAUAUAAAGCACUUUUUUUGGUCAAUUUGGGAAGGGUAGAGAUCCAUCCCAUGACAGUGGUUCAGCCUGUAUAGGAGCCAUGACUCUGUGAAUAUGAAUGUUGUUUCUAGUAGCUAACUUGACCAGGGUCCUGGUCUAACUAUAAACCAUGAGAUUGACCUUGGUAUAGUCCUCAACCUGCUGGACUAAAAGGAGAUUUUAGCCUCCUAACGAGUUCACUUAAAAUAUAAAAAUAAAUGUGAAAUGUCUUUUCAAUGUUAAAAUUAAACACACACUUUUUUGGAUACAAAUGAUCAUAUUUGACUGCUACAUUUUAAAAGUCUUUAAAACAUAUUCAUAUCAUUUUCCAUUUUUUUGUUUGUCUUUCUGGUACGCCUAUACUGUUACCAGUAUUUAUAUUAUAUUUGGUUUUGGAAAAGUAUUGGAUUCAGUCUGUACCAAUAUAUUUAUAUAGUCCAUAUGGCACAUUUGAUUGUUCUGUAUAUGUUUUGUGUUAAUGUUUAGGUGUAAUUUUUCUUAUAUUAUAGAAAGUACAUAAUUUCAGUUAUCAGAAACCAUUCCAUCAUUAUUCUCCCUUCAUUAUUUCAUUUGUUCUCAUCCAUCAGUGUUAUUUUUUUGAGUAUUUUGUUAUGAUAUCAUUCACAGCUUACUUAAGUAUGCUGUGUUCUGGUAACCUGUAUUUAAGGUGAUCUACGGAAAACAGUCUUUAUAUUCUUUGCCUAUUCCAAAGAGCUAAAAAAGUCUAACCCAGGAAAGCUUGUGAGUUUGGUUCUUGUUCUCGUUCUUGUUCUUAAAGGUGUUGUUCCUGUAUUGUUAUUAUUGUUUUACUUAAGAACCAUAGGGACUGUGAAUACAGACAAGAGAGCCACAGUAAAAGUUUAUUUAAUGCAGAACCAUUGGAAAGUUGACAUAUUCAGAGUAUCCAGGGUAGUAGAAAUAUAACUGGUUGCGUAUAAAAUUCCUUGCAGCCAGGAAUAAAGUUGGAUGAGAGGAGUAAGGGGAAUUUCAAGUCAUGUCUCACCUCUAUGUGAUACUGUACACUCAGCUCAAAUAAAAUAAGGCCAUGAUGUAUAAUAUCAUGGCCUAGAUUCUUGAAGGGGACCUGGCUUUUGUUUUUGAAAGAUAUUUUAUUAAUGAGCUAAAAAAUGGCCAGCAUGGAAUUAGUAUGUGGACUAACUUGAUAUAAGCUGUCCAGUAUUCCUAACACUACAAUCCAACCACGCUAUUUUGUGACAAAGGAGAAAAAUGUUAGAGUAGGAUCAAAUACCCAUAAUUUGAGUAAUUUUGAGCUAUCAAAAUGUCCUUGUAAUUUUCACAACUGUUGUCCAUUGUUUGAUGAUGUUACCUAUUAAAAUGAAAAUAUUCAUUUCUUAUCUAUAAUAUAUACACCAGCAACAAUAUAAAUGUAACCCUAAAUUUGCAAAAUCCCUAAUAAUUUAGUGAUGGAAUUUUUUAAUAACAUACAGUGUAUAAAUGUGCAGAUUUUAUGCAAAUAUUAACAGUCAUUUUUCAGCUUGCAAAAUGGACCUGCAAUAUUACAUUUUCCACUUACACAAUUUUUUACAUCUAUGUUUUUGCUUUCUAAAAUGAAUGUGAAUGCCAUCUUUUAUGAAUGCAACUUGCCUUUUUCAUUACAGAAAUUUUUGUUUGAUGUAAUCAAUAAACUUUGGUAUGAUAUGAUGGA